AUGCAGCGAGAUUUCUUGGGACUCAUGGCCAAGAAGAUGUUUCAGGACCGGUCCUCCCCCGUCCCAAAUCCAGGCUGCGAUAUGGGAGGAACCGCCGUCGGCCUACUUAUCUACCUGCUCCGCGGGCAUCUAUUUCAUGCUUGCCGGAUCGAACUGCCCCAUUGGACAGGGUUGGGUGACCCAGAUGCUCGCCUGGAGGGCGACUAUAUGUUGGACUGGGUUGAGAAGGUGGCAAGAGAGGAUAUCACGUACGUGUAUUCUACUGUGCACCAACUUGUCAGAAAUGACUUUGGUAGCUCAAUUCGUGGUAAAGGACUCAGUUAUAUGUACGAGCAAAAAGAGUCUCAGGCACUCCGUGCGGUUUAA
Molecule: messenger RNA, 366 nt
Organism: Aspergillus tanneri
Lineage: Eukaryota; Fungi; Ascomycota; Eurotiomycetes; Eurotiales; Aspergillaceae
Exons: 1
Coding region: 1-366 (121 amino acids)
Source: RefSeq, a predicted model, not a curated record